AGGCAUGGAAGACACUGAAGACACUAUAGACCCACCUGCUAAAGAAGAUAUAGGGGAUACUGAAGUCACUAUAAAUCCAUCCACUAAAGAAGAUAUAAAAGAUACUGAAAACACCAUAGACCUAUCAAAAAACUCACUAACUGAAGACUCUGCAGUUUCAAAAUAA
Acaulospora morrowiae is the source of this 166-nucleotide messenger RNA. The record is from the annotation of a GenBank genome assembly. Lineage: Eukaryota; Fungi; Glomeromycota; Glomeromycetes; Diversisporales; Acaulosporaceae.